GAUUUCUGCGAGAAGCAGCUCUGGUAUUCUGUUCUCUACCCCAUUUCCUUCAGUUCUUCAGCUGCUGGUAGACUUAGAAAAGGGGGAAAAGUUUCUCUCUUUGUGUUCCUCUGGGCUGGAUCAGUCUGUUACUGUGGUAGUGCUGUGGGACGAACUACUGUGAUCUUGCGGUGUAAAGGAUAUAUUCCUAGGUUCGUGUUGCUGACAGGUAGGGAUGAGAUCCCGAAACCAAGGUGGAGAAAGCCCGUCUAACGGGCGCUUCUCCAGUGCCAAGCCUGUCAUCGGCCACGCAGAGAACGAAAAAAUUCAGGAUGAUGCCAAGAAAAAGAACAAACCUCAUCAGAAGGAAGAUGAGGUCAUGGUUUCAGCAACUGUCAAACGGCACUCAAAAUCACCUGGACCUACUGAACGAAAGAACAAGAAAUCCAUAGAACUUUCUAAAGAGGACUUGAUAAAACUCCUCAGUAUAAUGGAAGGAGAACUGCAGGCAAGGGAGGAUGUGAUCCACAUGCUGAAGACAGAGAAAACCAAACCUGAAGUUUUAGAAGCUCAUUAUGGAUCUGCAGCUCCAGAGAAUGUGCUCCGAGUGUUACACAGGGAUGCCAUCCUUGCCCAAGAAAAGUCUAUAGGGGAAGAUGUCUAUGAGAAACCGAUUUCAGAGCUGGACAGACUUGAAGAAAAGCAGAAGGAGACAUAUCGACGCAUGUUGGAACAGCUCCUGUUGGCAGAAAAGUGCCAUCGCCGCACAGUUUAUGAGCUAGAAAAUGAGAAACAUAAACAUACAGAUUACAUGAACAAGAGCGAUGACUUUACCAACCUCUUGGAACAGGAGCGGGAGAG
Molecule: messenger RNA, 840 nt
Organism: Apaloderma vittatum (bar-tailed trogon)
Lineage: Eukaryota; Metazoa; Chordata; Aves; Trogoniformes; Trogonidae
Product: filamin-A-interacting protein 1-like
Exons: 4
Source: RefSeq, a predicted model, not a curated record